Octopus sinensis (East Asian common octopus) is the source of this 1675-nucleotide messenger RNA. RefSeq lists its product as uncharacterized. Gene Ontology annotation, molecular function: transmembrane transporter activity. Bases 33 to 1580 code for a protein of 515 amino acids. NCBI's taxonomy places the organism in Eukaryota, Metazoa, Mollusca, Cephalopoda, Octopoda, Octopodidae. The transcript has 11 exons. The record is from RefSeq and is a predicted model, not a curated record. Gene Ontology annotation, biological process: transmembrane transport.
AUUAGCAUUUUUGCACCUUUAAUAAAUUAAAAAUGGUCACUAAAGUUGAAAUUACUGCUGAUAAAACACAAUCGGAAAGAAAUCCGUUUUGGAAAUUAUGUCUCACAUUUCUCGGGAUUACAAUUCUUCAUCUCAGUCUCGGAGCCUCGUUUAUUGUUGGUAACAUAAUACCGUAUGUCGUGUCCUACAUCCGACUGGUAGGUAAAGACACAACCAUAAAAUUCGCUGAUGGAAUUUGGUUGUCAUCUAUGGCGACAACAGGCUUCGGUGUCAGCAUGCUGUUUACAACUUAUAUAGAGAAGGUUUUGGGUUUGAAAAAAACAAUUCUGCUUGGUUCAUUAAUCCAAAGCGCUUCUACCUUAGUGUCAUAUUUCACAAUCCGAAGUAAAUACUACGUGUUUGUAAUAACUGAAGGAUUUUGCACUGGCGCCGGAUGUGCCAUUCCUUAUGUUGUGACAGUGUCUUGUGCCAUGAAGUGGCUACCACAUCGAAAAGCUUCAGCUGCAGGAUUUGUCCUGUUUGCUCACGGGAUGUCUGCUUUCAUUUUUAAUUUUGUGAGCACUAAAUUCAUCAAUCCAGAAAAUUAUCAAGAAAAUGAAUUUAUCGAUGGAGAAGCCUAUUUUAACCAGAAAGACCUUCUUGCACGAGUUCCGAAGUGUUUCUUAAUGCUGGGUGGUAUCUUCCUAAUAUCUCAAUUAAUCAGUGUUUGUUUGAUUUCGAACCCCAAAGAGGAAAUGAAUGUUAUACAGGAAGACAUUAUCAAAGUUGAUGCUGCUGUGGUAUCAGGAAAAGACAACGAAGCAUUUCAAGAUAAUGAAGUUGCAAUACGAUCAAAGAAUCGAACAAAGGGCUUCAAGACCAAAAAUAUUCAAGAGGAUGACAAACAGGAAGAGAUGAAUAAAUCCUCAACUGCAGUAGCAUCACAGGAACAAAGAGAACUUGAUGAAGAUUGCUAUACACCUUUUCAAAUGUUAAAGACGAAGCAGUUUUACUUGCUAUGGCUCAUAACCUUUAUUGUAAGCAUCCAGUAUGCGACAAUAACCGGUGUCUAUAAGAUCUAUGGACUGACAUUCAUCUCAGAUGAUUAUUUCCUUACCAUUCUUGGUUCCGUUUGCGCAAUUGGCAACGCAAUGGGAAGGUUUACGUGGGGACUUAUAUGUGAUAAAUUAUUAUUUAAGGAUUCCACAAUACUUCUGAGUUUAACCGUGUCGAUUUUCUAUCUUUUCCUCAACGUCUCAUCAAUGGUUGGACGAUAUUUUUACUUUUUUAUAGCAUUACUAACGUAUGUGAUUCCUGGUGGGAUAUACGUUGUAAUGCCGUAUAUAAUCAGUAAGUGUUAUGGUACCAAAUACUACGCAAGUAACUGCGGAGCCGUGUAUACCUCACUGAUAGCAUCGGGUCUUUUAAAUUCGUUCAUCGUAACAGGCAUGCAACUCUCUUUCGGUUGGUACUGGACAUUUUUCUUCUUUGAAACCUUGGGCUUUAUCGCGAUAAUAUUAACAGUGAUGUUCCAGAAGCCAAAACGACCAGAAAGAAGAGAAAGUGAAUUAAUUGCAAGUGUAAAUCAGAUCGAACCCUGACAACAGAAACACAUUCAUAAAUGACCAGAUACACCAACAAAUCUUGAGUAAAAACUCGUUCCAUUCAUUCACAUAUGUAUAUAUAUAUAUAUCUA